Molecule: messenger RNA, 9700 nt
Organism: Erpetoichthys calabaricus (reedfish)
Lineage: Eukaryota; Metazoa; Chordata; Cladistia; Polypteriformes; Polypteridae
Exons: 7
Coding region: 288-3557 (1089 amino acids)
Source: RefSeq, a predicted model, not a curated record
UCCAUAUCAUAUUUGACACUUUAUUGUGCUCUCGACCACACAGGCUCCUCCCAUGUUGGGCGUCCCACCUGUCAGGUGCUGCAUGCCGAGUCUCCUAUCCCGAUUUUACAAUCGCGUUGUAACAUAACCUCUGUCAUUUCACCCAAGAUUAUAAACGUUAACUCACGGGUACAAUAUUGUGAUAUAAGGACCUAACGUUCAGGCUAAAGCUGCUAAGAUUUUUUCCUUCUUUUUUUGUAUCCCGUUAUUUAUUUUUGGUGUACUUAAUUUGAUUGUUUGAUCCUAAAAUGAGACGUCCGUAUAUUAAUAAAAUCGCUGGGAUUAAAAGAUUCUACGCCAUGGCUGCUGUCCUAGGAAUUCUCUUGGGAAACAGUGGCGGUGUAAGCGGUGCGAGCAGCACAGACUCCACUUCACCUGCUCCUACAAUUCCUUCAUCUACAGUAAUUUCAAAUAAUGCCACUGCCAGUAGCACGGCAAGCACAACUGAUACUUCCUCUGAACAGUCUGAAAGUGAAAUGACAAACCCAACAUCAACGCCCAGUCACGUCAACACAGCCAUAACCACUAAUGGUUCUAACAAUACCAGCAACACAAUAAAUGUCACUAAUAACAUUACACUUCCUACUGUGCAGUCACCUAAUGUCACCUCCACAGAAAUGCACACUAGUCUUGAUGCUUCGAAUAAUACAGCUAUUCGGAGCACAAUUUCCGAUAACAUCACUAUGGAAAAUUAUGUCAAUGUUGCCAAUAGCACAGUAUCUCCAACUAGUUCUGAAACCACACCUAAUACAACUCUUCCGACUACAGCAUCAAUUACUACAAAUAUCACUAAAGAAGUUGAUUCUGUUCUUAACAGCACCACUGUAAUACCAAUUAGUCAUCCAACCACAAAUAACCCAACAGUUCUUAAUACGCCUAAUGCUAAUGGGAAUGAAAACAUUUCUAGUAGCACCAGUAGCACAGAAAUGUCUACUGAUCAUUCCAUCACCAGUAAUGCAACAAUUCCCAUUACACAAUCUAUGACAGAAAAUACUACUCAUGGAAACAAUUCUGUGGUAACCACUGCUGCCACAAUAAGCCCUACCUUUUCUGUCACUAUAAAUGAAACAUUUUCCACUGCACAUCCCAUGAGUGGAAAUACAACUCCAGUAAAUAAUUCUAGCAUCACCAACACUACGCAAAUGUCCACUAGUCAUUCUGUCAUGACUAAUGAAACUGUCAACACUAUGCCUACUACGAGUGGAAAUACCACUGAAGCAAACAAUUCUGAGGUAACCAGUGCCACUAUAACAACCAAUAACUUUACUGGCACAAAUAACAUAAGUGUUACCACUACACACCCCACAAGUGUUACCACUGCACACCCCACAAGUGUAAAUACAACUGAAGCAAAUUAUUCUAGCAUGAUCAGCUCCACAGUGAUGGCCCCUACUCAUCCUUCCACAAAUAAUGCAACUGUUGUCAAUACGCCGACUACUAGUGAAAACACUACUGAAGUACAUAGUUCUGUAGAAACCAAUACCACUAUGAUACCCUCUAGUUUGCCUUCCACCACAGAAGCAACUGGUGCCACAACACACCCCACGAGUGCAAAUACUACUGAAACAAACAGUUCUGUGGUAGCCAGUAGCACUAUGAUGCCCACCAGUUUUACUGCCACUAAUAAUGUAACUGUUACCAGUACACAGCCCACAAGUGUAAGUAUGACUGAACCAAAUAAUACUAGCGUGAUCAGUACCACAGUAAUGCCCACCAGUAAUUCUACCAUGACUGCUAUAACUGGUACAAAUACCACUGAAGCAAACAAUUCUGUGGUAACCAAUAGCACUAUCAUGACCACUACUUUUCCUUCCACUGUUAAUGGAACUGGUGCCACUAUGCAUCCCACCAGUGUAAAUAUGACUGAGCCAAAUAAUUCUAGUGCAAUCAGUACCACAAUAAUGCCCACCACUAACUCUACCAUGACACCUAUAACUAGUGCAAAUACCACUGAAGCAAACAAUUCUAUGGUAACCAAUAACUCUAUAAUGACAACAAGUUUUCCUAUCACCAUGAAUGGAACUGGCACUACUAUACAACCCACAAGUGUAAAUACGACUGAAGCAAAUAAUUCUAGCAUGACCAGCACCACAAUGGUGCACACCACUCAUCCUACCACAGAUAAUACAACUGUCUUCACUACCCUUACUACUAAUGCAAAUACCACUCAAACAAACAGUUCUGUGGUAACCAGUAGCACUAUAAUGCCCACUAAUUCUCCUUCUACCGUUAACAGUACUGGUGCCACCACACUCCCCACAAGUGUAAACACGACUGAAGCAAAUAAUUCUAGCAUGACUAGCACCACAGUAAUAAUGCACAGCACUCAUCCUACCACAAAUAAUAUAACUGUCUUCACUACUCUUACUACUAAUGCAAAUACCACGCAAGUGAAUAGUUCUGUGCCAUCUAGCACCAUUACAACGACCACUAGCAAUCCUGCCACUAUGAAUGUAACUACUUCUACUACACCCCUUACAAGUGUAAAUACGACACAAGCAAAUCAUUCUAGCACCCCCAGCACCAUAUUAACACCCACUAGUCAGUCUAAUACAAGUAUUUCAACUACUUCCACUGCACAACCAAUUACUAACAAUGGCACUCAAGGCAGCAAUAGCAGCACCAUCAGCACCCCUGCAAUGCCCACAGUCUCUAACAAUAAGACAAUGUCCACUAUGCAAUCAAGCACUGGAAGUACAUCCCUCGCAAAUAAUACCAGUGGCAUCAGCCCCACGGCAGGGUCAAAUCAAUCCUCAUCAACAGUCUCUACCACCAGCCCUUCUACAUCAAGUGCUGCUCCAACAAAGAUUCCACAAGCGCAGUUCCAAGUUCUCUUCAAGAUUACAAAUCUUGUAUAUAACAACUCACUGAGUAACGACACGUCACCAGGGUUUAAGGCACUGGAACAAACAGUAGUCACAGGGCUAGAUGCUGUCUAUGGCUGCCAAACCUGCGCUACCCGCGAUACGUACAUUAAGAGCAGAGUUCUGAAAUUCAGCAAUGGAUCAGUGGAUGUCAGCUCUGAAGUGAUCUUUAACAACAGUACGGUGGACACGAAUACAGUACUAAACCAGUUCUUAAACAGUACAAACAAUGGCACAACGCUGGGAUCUAUGAUAUUGAGUCAAAGUUCUGUGAAAGUUAGCACUACUACUACGACUACUGCACCCACAACCUCCUCCACUACCACGACUAGCGUGCCCACCACUACGGCCAGCAGCAUAGUGCCUCCCUGGGGGAUUGCUUUACUUGUACUUACCAGCAUUAUUGUCGUCAUCCUUCUGGUCCUCCUGAUUUGGCUGAUCAUUUAUUGUUGCUUGAAAAAACGAAGAGGAACAAUGAAUGUAUUCACCAUCGGUGGAUCAUAUUACUCCAUGAAUGACCGGGAAGAAUACCCCAUGUAUACAUCACACACGCAUUUUGAGUCGCCCAAUGGAAGGAAUAACUCCUACUACAUACGCCAGCCAAAAUAUGGUCGAAGCUACGAAAACAAAGGAAUAGACGCACAUGACUUCUAAAGAAGGACUUAGCUGAAUUGAAUAACUUAACUAAAUAACUAAACAAACACAUCAAGACAAUGGAUUCUACCCAAGGACAACCUUUUAAAAGGUGCAUUUCUAUGUUUAAAUGGUCAACUUGAAUCACAAACAAAGAUAAAACCAAGGAACUGAGAUAAACAUGGAAAUCACAUGACCUGCAAAAAUGAAAAACAUCCUUGAUUUAAUCCCAGAUUAAAACUCUUUUGUCUUUGAGAUAAAGAGAAAAAUCAACUGAAGCCCUCAAGAGAAUGGAAAAUGUAAAAGAAUCGAGAUUUGAACAUGGGAUGAUGGGUGGGAGUAUUACAUUUGUUGUUGUUGAAAACUCAGUCAAAUAUUUUUGGUUUACUCACCAAAACUGACAUUUGCCAAAUGUGACCCUGGUGACACACUACAUCUGUUGAUCCUAAUGCAACUGAGCUCUUAACUGCUAAUAUCAUUUAUUAGAAUUCUUGAUUUACCUGAUUUGGGCUUUUAUGUUGUUUAUUAAUAAUUGUUCAAAAUGUUAAUGGUCUUAUGAUGUUUAACCUAACCCACUUAUCCUCCUCAAUCCUGAACCUUGCUCUUAGCCACCCCACCCCUUUGUUAAUGCACAGUAACAGCAAGGCCCAUUGUGCCCUAAUGACACAUGUUUUUAAGCUGGCACCUUACUUUGCUUCAGUGUUCAACCAAAGAAAAUCAUUUUGUAAACUGUGUGCUUUUAAGGUCAUGUUCAUCUAAUAUUUAAGAAUUAUAGCAUUAGGUAUUUUGAAAACGACACAUUAGCCAUAACUGUUGGCUUUGUUUCAUUUCAAUCCAUGCUUCACCUUCUGCUUUCAUCCUAACCUCAGACUCACUAGCUAACAACUGAUAUUUUUGAAAAUGUCUUUAUACAAGACCACUAAUCUUUAUUGGCAGCACUCCUUCAUGUCAAAGGCUAUAUACCUUAAAGAAGUCAAGAUCUGAUGUGGGGUGUCUGCUCACAGUGGCCUGGAACAUCGACCCAGGAACAGAGGAUAACAUUGUGUAGCACAUCUGUGAGUCACCAUACAAGUAGGGAAAAAGAAAACCAAUAGCAACGACAACCUGUACAUGGGCAUCACAGGCAGUUUUUGAGGGAAUUUUGACUAUUGGAGGAAAUUGUCUAGUGUCAGAAUUACCAAACUUAAAUAUUUAAGCACAGAUGGGUCACCAGGAUCAGUUUUGAAAGCUAUGAAUGUACUGGAAAAAUUAAAAUCAAGACAGACUGACUAAACCGAAACCCUCAAGGCAUUCAAAACAAAUACUUUUAAUUUUUUCAGGAAGACUGAGCAAUUUAAACAGAUUUUAUCUUAGGAACAGGGUGUGCGUUUUGCAUUGGCCUUUAUUUUUUAACAUUUCAUCAGACAUGUCCUAGGGUUUAAAAGCCAUGGAUCAACCAAAACACCAGGCAGAUAUUCUUUCUGUCAGUCUCAGUGUUCUGUUGUUUUGGUUAUGUACAAAAUGCUUUUAUUUGCCAAAUAAUUUCAAGUGUAACAAUUAUGACAAACUGAUAUUUCACUUUUUGGCAGGAAAGUACAAUACUUGGUUGCCUUUUGCUGGCAAAUGGUCACGUAGCCUUUAUAGCAUUAGGCGGAAGUUAUAAAAAAGCAAAAACAGGUUUAAGUGAUGAAAUGAGAAUAAGGAGGCACUAAUUACAUUUAUCUAAUUCAAUAUUUAAAGUCAAGACAUUUGAAAAGAAUGCAGAUAUUCAUAUAUUUCUUUUGUUUUCUUUUUGUUUGUUUUUUUUUUUGUUUUUUGCAAAAUGUAAAUUAAUGUAUGCAAAAUAUUUUGUAACCAUGCAGGUUUAAAAAAAAAUAUCUGCCAAGAGUUUUUUUCAACAUAUUUCUGCAAUGUUUUGCACAGCAUAUUUUUGCAUUUCUUGUCAUAUAUUUAAGAAUAUUGUUUAAUACUUGUUAAGUUUUUUUUUUUGUCUCCACUCUGCUGCUCUGUACUAGCCUGGGUCAAUCUUUAGUUUACUUACUGUUGGAGUUUGUUAGAAGCGUCCAUGUGCAAUACACCUAAUGAUUGUUUUUUUAUGCUCUGGUUGGGGUAUUUGAUUAUAAUUAACAAAGAGGACUACUAGUGUUUAUUGUUCAGCAAUUUGCUACUCAGCUCACUCCCCAGCAGUGGCUGCCGAUAUCCAUAAUAAUUGAUUUCAUAUGAAUAGUCUUCUUGUUUCCCAAUUUCUGAGCAUCAUCACUUUUUCUUGCUAAGACAAGAUGAAUUCUGUUCAUGAGUUUUAGUUCAUAGAAUUGUCUUCCAUGUCUUUAACUGACUUGUCUUUGGUUUUUUUUUAAUUAGUUCAUGCUCCCCAACCUGAUCUGUUUAAAUCUGGGAAGGUUAAUUUAACAAAAUAGGUGUGAAUGACUGUCAAAUAACAUUUCCAGACUCUUAGGCAGGACUGAGGGGGUCACGGGCCUAUUUCUGCAGCACUGGGUAUCACCCAACACUGGGAAUAACAGCAGGCUUACUACAUUUUAGAUUUUUUAAAAUCUUUACUGUUGUUAAUACUCAAUUCCUCUUUUACCAGAACCGCUCCAUCAAUUUUCAAACAUAGUUUUUUCAAUUCAGAGUUGCAGAGAUGGUAGUGUAUCUGAGCAGUGCUCAAUAUAAGGCAGGAAUCGGCCUCAAAUGGGACCCUCCUAAAUUAGAAACUAACUGGCACAUCUUUAGGAAAUGAGAUUAACAGAGGGUGCCAUAAAAAAAACCCUACACAGGUAUGGAGGCAACAGAAAAACUCCACACAGACAGGAUUCAAAUCAGCUCUCCUGAAACUGGGAGAGGGCAGCACUAACCACAGCGCCACAUCGUUCAGAUUCUCACAACCUCUAAGUAAUCUUAUUAUUAGAUUCAAAGUUAUAGUUUGGUCUGAGACAUUGUUUCAUUAGGUAAGUAAUUUUAAACUAUCAUUGUAAAAUGUUGUAAUUAUUCUUAUACAUGUAAUGUUUACACACUUUGGCUUAAUUAAUUUGUCAUAGCUGUUUAGCUGGUCUACCUGUAUAAUGCCCUGAAAUUUUGCUUAGCUAAUAUUUCUUAAAUCAGAUGUCCUUUUUAAAUCAACACUAGAAGCGUUUUAAUUUUUGCCAAGUAAUUAAAAUUUACCCCAGUUACCUGAGAGAUUAAAUCUGAUACACUAUGCCACUUGGCUGUUACGAGAUGGAGUUGUCAGAUGCUGCUCUACAACAAGAAAUCUAAUAGUUGCAUGUUUAAUUAUUCAUUAUUGAAUCAGCUGUUCUCCCCUCCUGAGUCUCUUCUGCUAUUGGCCCUCAGUCCUCAGCUAAAGCCUCAAACUUUGUUUACCCACACCUGGGCUGACACCUUCACAUUGUAGACCGAUGUCUCCCAUCCGCAUUAUGGAUAUUUAGGGAAUAGUGAACCCUACUUUAAUGGUGGGCCUGGCCCCUACAGUAUACAUAGAGAAAACUAGUAUAGUGUGACACUGGAGGGUGUACUGGAGCCAUGUCCAAUAGGUAUCCAUUUAGGGACAAAUGAAAAUGAAACCUGGGAUAAUGAUGUGCCAUCAUGUACCUCAGUACAUAUUCAGGGCCUUUCAUAACCGAGACAUGAAAGUUUUUUUCCCAGACAUUUAGUUGCAUUCAGUAAAACCAUUGCCUUCCACUACUCACUUUAAACUUUAUACAUUUCAAACUAUAACACUUCUUGUCCAAUCCCUACUUCCCAUAUCUUUAUGCAACCUUAAGUAUGUCACUUAGCCUGCCUGGCUGUGCUCCAAUUAUAUAAAAAACAUACGUAUGUCCGAUUAUAUAGUUAUAAUGCUGCACCAAAGAAACUUUGAUCUAAUAAGCAGAGCCUGGAGGCCUCCCAAAAAUAACUCUGCUUGCUGGCUAGAAGCCCUAACAGUAACCAUUUCAAAAGUGUCUCGGAGAGUGGAUGAAAUCACAGGCUGGGUCACUAAACCUACUUUCAAUCAGAUUAUAAGAAAUUAUGUUGUUGUAAAAUGCGCGUAAAAUGGAGAAAUUGUUGGAUAAUGUGGAUUCUAAGAGGCUGCCUAUGACUUAGGGGACCUGCCAUGGAAGUAUACAGCAGCUCAAGGAAACCAUGACCAGUUUCUGACUCUUACCUGAAAAUAUGUCCAAAUCAGUAUGAAGAAAGUGCAAUAUUUGAAUAAGUCUUACAUUUAAGUGUAGAAUAGUAACAUGUGAUGCAAGAAUAUCAUGGAGCAAUCAUAAGUUGGAGACAGUUUCCUCAGAAUUCUGGGGAAGAUCUCCACGACCAUCUACAAUGUCAGUGUAACCAUAAAUUGACUCUCUUCUUCUCAUUAUUAUUUCUGCUAUGUUUAUCUGAUACAUAUUUUGAGUUGUAUUAUGUGAGUAUGUUUUCCAGUUUUUUAUAUGUUGGGUACUUUGAGUUUAAUUUGUAACAGCUUAGUGCCAUUCUGAAUCAAUGGGGAGUGGUCAUGUUGAAUGUAAGAAAAAAAAUGAAAAUGUGGUGAAAGGUGUUUAGAAAAGAACUUUGAGCAACAUCCAGCACAGCUCUGUUGCAAUGAACCUUCACUACGGGUUUUAGUAUAUCAAACAGACAUUAAUCCUUGUGGGUUUUUUUUUUUUUGCUAACUGCAAAAGAUUUUUAGCGGAGAGGUCAAAUAUAAAACACUGUAAUAUCAAUGUGUUCAGUAGAUAUAACGCAAAGAAAAUGAUUUGAGUCCCUUCUGUUAUCAGAAAGAGGAAGAAAUCUAUUAUAAGCAUAUACUGUAAUUACUGAUGGCAUGUUAAGGGACUGUUGUUAAAUACAGAGAGAUCUUACAAGAGCCACCUCAAGAUUUCAGAUUCUCCUGAUGUCAGCAAUGAAAUGUACAAGAUAACAAAUUGUGAUUGUAAUAGCUGUCACUGGCACAGAUGAGUGCUUUUCUUUAGCAAAAAGUAUUUGAGAUUUCAAUGGCAAUGAAGGUCCUUGAUCUGAAUAGAGUUAUGUGGAUUACAUGCAUGGAAAAUUAUUUGAUUCCCUUCUGUUAUAAGAUAUCGAAACAAUAACAGCUGCGAAACAGGGUGGGUGGUGUUGUGGAGCUGCACAUGCAAAAGCAGAUACAUUGCACCUCUUGAGUAAACAGAUAACACUGUGUAGCUGAGUAAGCAGAAUAGCUUCAUUUCUAACCUUGUCUACCAGUGUGAUCUUCAGUGUUUUCAGGAGGCUGCACUACUGCUACAUGUCCUGGAAACCGGGGUGAGAUGGAGUUGUGUUCUAUUUAGUUAUAGCUGGGCAUCUGCUGUAGACUAGAACAGGAAUGCUGAGCACAAAUUCAUCAUAGAGAAAAAUCUGUGGUGUGUGAGUGCAGUAAAUGGGUGUAUCUUAUAUAGUGCCUUUCAUAUCUAUCUAUCUAUCUAUCUAUCUAUCUAUCUAUCUAUCUAUCUAUCUAUCUAUCUAUCUAUCUAUCUAUCUAUCUAUCUAUCUAUCUAUCUAUCUAUCUAUCUAUCUAUCAUGUAGUGCCUUUCAUAUCUAUCUAUCUAUCAUGUAGUGCCUUUCAUAUCUAUCUAUCUAUCUAUCUAUCUAUCUAUCUAUCUAUCUAUCUAUCUAUCUAUCUAUCUAUCUAUCUAUCUAUCUAUCUAUCUAUCUAUCUAUCUAUCUAUCUAUCUAUCUAUCUAUCUUCUGUAGUGGCUUUACUUAAAGAAUGAGGUUCAAAGAGCAUAUACUGUAUAUCUCACUAUUAUCUUAUUUAACUGCCUUACAUUAUUUUUAAACCAGACACUCAAAAUGCUCAGAAUGAACAGACCUCCAUUUUUCCAUUUUCUUAACUUUUCUUUCCAUCACUGUGUUGUCAGAAGUCUGUUUUAUCAAUACCGAAUUUGUUUCAUUUAUUUUCCUAAACAUUAUGGUGAGAUUUUUUGUUCUCCUUCGGAUUUACAUCAGACAGUUUUAUUUUUAAAUUUGCUUCUCUUGAGACAUUCAUCGCUGGUGCUUUUUGUGUAAACUCUGCUAACUUGAAAACUGACAAGAAAAAUGACAAGAGUUUUUAACAGUGUUGUGAAGCCUUUAUGAUUCUGUUUCUGUUGCAGGUAGUGGUUAUACAAAAUAAUACUUUUACAUUAAUUCUGUUAUAUAAAAUACAAAUGUAAUCUAUUUUUAUACUGCAAAUUUAAAUAGAAGUAAAUGUGGUUUUGCCUUCAUUC